Molecule: messenger RNA, 629 nt
Organism: Eruca vesicaria subsp. sativa (arugula)
Lineage: Eukaryota; Viridiplantae; Streptophyta; Magnoliopsida; Brassicales; Brassicaceae
Source: the annotation of a GenBank genome assembly
CUCCAGAGAUUCUCUAACUUGUUUUCAGGUCUGUGGAAAAUGAAGCCGGUGAUAGGGACGGUGGUGUCGAACAAGAUGCAGAAGUCGGUGGUGGUAGCGGUGGAUAGACUCUUCCACAACAAGCUAUACAAUCGCUACGUCAAGCGUACUUCCAAGUUCAUGGCUCACGACGAGACGAACGCCUGUAACAUCGGCGAUCGAGUGAAGUUGGAUCCAUCAAGGCCAUUGAGCAAGCAUAAGAAUUGGAUUGUUGCUGAAAUCAUAAAGAAAGCAAGAAUCUAUUCUCCACAGGCUGCUGCGGCUCUCAAUUUCUCAGCGGCUAAAGAUCCCUCAGAGUCUUCGGUUCCCCCUGUUUCAUCUUCCUAAGGUGUAUCAGACUUCUUUUGGUGUUGAGUUUCAUUUGCAAGUUUCAGUGUUGUGGAACGCUCAUGUGACUUUUGCUGUUUCUGAAAAAUUAAGUUAUCUGACAUUUGGCACAACUACUAUGUGGCAAUAUUAGCUUGUUUGGCUUUCAGAUUUUUACGUUUUUGAAAUUGUUAGAAACCAUUGUGUAGUUGGCUACCUUGUCUUGGUCUUACCACUACAAGGUUUGGCAGGUCCCUUUCUCCUAAAGGUUUUCCAGUUAUUGU